GAUUCGUCCCCGCUCGCCCGCUCUCCCCCGCGCUGCGAGGGAGCCCGUGAAUGUCAUUGAGGGCGGAGGGGAGAGUCAGCCGGUGAGCAGCAGCGGCGGCAGCGCUGCCCGAAGAGGAGGACCAGGACCAGGACCCGAGGGGGUACCGAGUCGCCCGCCCAGCUCUGCCGACAAAGGAGCACCUACCCCCACCCCCAGCAGUGCGCCACCCCCUUCUCCAAUGUCCUCGGCCAUCGAGAGGAAGAGCCUGGACCCGUCCGAGGAACCAGUGGACGAGGUGCUGCAGAUCCCGCCGUCCCUGCUGACAUGUGGUGGCUGCCAGCAGAACAUAGGGGACCGCUACUUCUUGAAGGCCAUCGACCAGUACUGGCACGAGGACUGCCUCAGCUGUGACCUUUGCGGGUGCCGCCUGGGGGAAGUGGGCCGGCGCCUGUACUACAAGCUGGGGCGAAAGCUCUGCAGGAGAGACUAUCUCAGGUAA
Messenger RNA from Gracilinanus agilis (Agile Gracile Mouse Opossum), 481 nucleotides. RefSeq names its product LIM domain only 2 (gene LMO2). The transcript is spliced from 2 exons. Gene Ontology annotation, cellular component: nucleus. Bases 221 to 481 code for a protein of 86 amino acids. Gene Ontology annotation, biological process: positive regulation of transcription by RNA polymerase II. Lineage: Eukaryota; Metazoa; Chordata; Mammalia; Didelphimorphia; Didelphidae. The record is from RefSeq and is a predicted model, not a curated record. Gene Ontology annotation, molecular function: transcription coactivator activity; DNA-binding transcription factor binding.